CCUUGUUUCCUUGUCUCUUCCUCUCUCCUUUUGCUUUACCGCUUUUUUUCUUCUGUCCAAUUAUGCGAUUCUUUGCAAGUGCCAUUCGCAUCUCACAGCCUGCAUUGUCCUCAGGGCUGGCGACAACGGCACGCGCGACAGUGACGCCCAUGGCCAUUAUCGGUACAUGGCGAACCAUUAGUACUUCAGCAGAUUCUGCCAGUGUCUCAAGAUCGCGACGUGCUCUGUUUUAUGUGCCGGGUAGCGAUGAGCGCAAGAUUCACAAGUCAAUUUCUGUGGGUGCUGACUGUGUCGUCUAUGAUUUGGAGGAUAGCGUAUCUUUAAAUAAAAAAGGCACAGCUCGACAUAUGGUGAUUGAUGCAUUGGAGGCAUCCGAGCACGGUAAAGCAGAGAAGGCUGUACGCAUCAAUGCUGUUGGAUCAGGCCUUGAGUUGGACGAUCUCAAUGUCAUUCUCCACUCCAAACGGCUCCAAGCUAUUGUGAUUCCCAAAGUCCAAAGUGCUAAGGAUAUCCAUUUUGUCAGCCAGAUGAUUGAUGCCGUAGCUGUUGAAUCCCAGCGUAAAAGGAUUCGACUGAUCGCUUCUGUCGAAAGUGCUUUGGGUAUCAUGAACAUCAAGGAAAUUGCUACAGCCGAUCCACGAUUGGAUGCUCUUAUUUUUGCUGCCGAAGAUUACUGCGCUGAUUUAGGGUUGAUUCGCACUGGCACGCGCAAGGAAAUGCUGUUUGCACGACAAAUGAUCGUCAAUGCAGCAGCUGCAUACGGAUUACAGUCGUUGGAUCUGGUAUGUGUAGAUUUCCAGAACCCAGCCGUAUUGCACGAUGAGUGCAAAGAAGGCCGAGAGUUUGGUUUCACUGGCAAGCAAGCAAUCCAUCCUGCUCAGAUCGAUGUUAUUCAAGAGAUGUUUUUGCCCGAUCCUUCAGAUUUGAAGCGUGCUAUCAAGAUCCUUCAAGGAUUUGAGCAUCAUGCUGAACGAGGCGUUGGUGCUUUUAACCUGGAUGGCAAAAUGAUUGAUAUGCCGGUUGUAAAGUGGGCACAGAAGGUUGUGAGUAAAGCCAAGGCCGGAGGUAUGGAAUUGCCUCACGUUGAUUUGCCUUCUAGCGGAGGCAGCAGCAGCGAAAGUGCAAGUGUUGGUGAAAAAGGAAACAGAGAAGCAACCGUAAAAAGCAAAAAGUAGAUCUUAUAUCAGGGAAAAAAUAAAUAAAACAGUAAGAUACUUGCUACGCUCUUUACUGUAUCUUUUAGCGCUC
Zychaea mexicana is the source of this 1248-nucleotide messenger RNA. RefSeq names its product Pyruvate/Phosphoenolpyruvate kinase-like domain-containing protein. The transcript has 12 exons. The record is from RefSeq and is a predicted model, not a curated record. The coding region runs from base 63 to 1175 and encodes 370 amino acids. Gene Ontology annotation, molecular function: magnesium ion binding; catalytic activity. Lineage: Eukaryota; Fungi; Mucoromycota; Mucoromycetes; Mucorales; Lichtheimiaceae. Gene Ontology annotation, biological process: oxaloacetate metabolic process.